CACACCACGUACUGAACACACACACACACAGACGCACACACUACGCUUCUACGCUACACGCCCCGAUCCACUGUAGUGCUCGCGGGGUAGCCGACCGGCCGGAAAUGGCGAGGAGUGUAGCGGUGGCCGUGGCGUUCAUGGCGGUGGCGGCGGUGGCGGUGGCGCAGGCGCCGGCGCCGGCGGCGACGCCGAGCGGGCCGCCGAACGUGACGGCGAUCCUGGAGAAGGGCGGGCAGUACACGACGUUCAUCCGGCUGAUGAAGGAGACGCAGCAGGACACGCAGCUGAACAGCCAGCUGAACAACUCCUUCAACGGCAACGGCUACACCGUGUUCGCGCCCACCGACAACGCCUUCAACAAUCUCAAGCCCGGCACGCUCAACGGCCUCACCCAGCAGCAGCAGGUGUCGCUCGUCCAGGGCCACGUCCUCCCGCAGUUCUACUCCAUGGACUCCUUCCAGACGGCCAGCAACCCCGUCCGCACCCAGGCCUCCGGCACCGACGGGCCCUACACCCUCAACAUCACCUCCACCACCAACAGCCAGGUCAACGUCUCCACCGGCGUCGUCGAGGUCACCGUCACCAACGCCCUCAGCGCCGCCAAGCCGCUCGCCGUCUACUCCGUCGACAAGGUGCUCCUGCCCUUCGAGCUCUUCGGCGUCAAGGCGCCCGCCGCCGCGCCCGCCGCGUCGACCACCAAGCCCAAGAAGGGCGGCGCCACGGAUGCCGCCGCCGGGCCGGCCGGGUCGGAGGACGCCCAGCCCACGGACGCCGCCAGCGCGAGGGCCGUCGGGUGGGGCGUCGCCGGACUGGCCGCCGUUGUUAGCUUCCUCUUGUAAGACGUCGUACGGACACGAUGAACGUGGAUGCUAGCAUAUCAGCAUGUGCAUGUUUUUCUCUUCUUUUUUUUUCCCCCUUUUCUUUUCUUUCAUUCUUCCUCUUCAUGCUUUAAAUUUCUUUGCUCUCCGACUAGUUUAAUUGUUCUUUACAUUAUUCUUGUUCUUGGUGGUUUGUAAGAUUGGGCUAUGUGAUUGGAAUUUUCUAUCUGAGGCCGGGAUGUUAAUAAUGCAUUACAUUUUGAGUCA
Messenger RNA from Oryza brachyantha (malo sina), 1085 nucleotides. Its product is annotated as fasciclin-like arabinogalactan protein 11. The coding region runs from base 105 to 839 and encodes 244 amino acids. The transcript has a single exon. The record is from RefSeq and is a predicted model, not a curated record. Lineage: Eukaryota; Viridiplantae; Streptophyta; Magnoliopsida; Poales; Poaceae.